This is a messenger RNA of Pogoniulus pusillus (Red-fronted tinkerbird), 4138 nucleotides long. It is a transcript of the gene RASGRP3, whose product is annotated as RAS guanyl releasing protein 3. The transcript is spliced from 18 exons. Gene Ontology annotation, biological process: Ras protein signal transduction; positive regulation of GTPase activity. The coding region runs from base 1339 to 3417 and encodes 692 amino acids. Gene Ontology annotation, molecular function: calcium ion binding; guanyl-nucleotide exchange factor activity. Gene Ontology annotation, cellular component: plasma membrane. Lineage: Eukaryota; Metazoa; Chordata; Aves; Piciformes; Lybiidae. The record is from RefSeq and is a predicted model, not a curated record.
GUGCUCGUUGUAACCCGGUGAGACUAUGCACUAUGCGAGAGCUGGGUUGCUUACCAAACAGUAAAACGCCAUAACCACGUCGUACACAGGUAUGGCAACUGCCUGUGUCCUGUCAGUCUCUUCAGUAAAGCACCACCAGAGUAAGUGGGACGUGAGCUAAGAAUUCCGGAAAACGUUCUGCAUCUCACCCUCCAAGUGCUGUUGGCAGUAUAACUAAGUAUCUUCAAAUAUGUGACCAAGCUACAGAUUCUCAGAUGCAUUUCAGUAACAUGUGGCUACUACCAUAAGAAUCUGUUGAUUUCUUGAUUUCAGUGUUCUCCUUCAUUUGUCCUACACCUGGGAACAUGGGCAUAAGUACGCUGUGGUUUCCUAUUUUGCUCUCUUUGUUUAGACUGAUAGUUCUCACCUCAAAAGGGUUGUCAGAGUCUGAGUAAACAGUGUCUGGCACAAUGCAGCCCUAUAAUCCAUGCUGUAAAAAAUGCUGGAUAGCAAAAUUAAAGUGAUCUCAGAUAUUAAUAAAGCACUCAGCACUCUACUGUCCAAACACAAAAAGUAACAAUGUUGCCCUUUAAGUAUAACUAAACCCCAGAAGUGGGAUUUUGUUCACAUAUUUUGUGUAAUCUAUGGAGUGGCCUGGUCUCAAAGAUGCAUUUUAAAUUGUCCUGUUCCUGAUGGCUUAAAUUCCUAGAUUGAAACACACUCAGCUGUCAAGUCAGAAACAAACCUGAAGCGAUCAACGGGGAUGUGUUUAAUUUCCUGCCCCUACUGUCGAUUAAGGUUUAUCUUCUGCUUGGUGUUACUCAUUAAAAGCAACAACAGAAGUUCUGGAGCACAUAGCGUCCAGUCAAAUGCUCUAGCAAAGGCUCUGUUAUGAAAAGGAUUUUCUAAUAAGGGGAAUAAUGAUCUUCAGAUUCUGACCUCCUGGCACGGUAUUGAGCUUUAUCAGGAGGGGCAUGUGACUGGUUAAGACACACAGCCCCGGCUCGAAGGAAACAGCUGCUCAUUUCAUGCUUUAGCACUUGGCAGCUGGACAAGGAAGGGUGAUGUUUGUGUUGAAUACCUCUGCAGAAGCAAGUACAGGCUUUUGUAAAACACCUAAGGGUGAGGCAUGUUUUUGUGGCUUCAUUGAUAAGCAGUCAUUCAUGCUCAGAACGCCUGUACUUCUGUGAUCUGUGGUUAGUAACAACGCCGGUUUUGCUCUUGCAGGGACGAGGCAGAUUUCCCUUGAAGUCCAGCUAAGAAUGCAACCAACAAUAAAGUGAAAAAGCUGUGCAGCUGAGGAAGCAUCCUUCUUCUUGGUGAAAAUGUCUCUUAUUUUUUGACAACAAUUAAAGGACAAUGGGAUCAAACACACUUGGGAAGGCUGCAACAUUAGAUGAGCUUUUGAAUGCUUGCAUUGAAAUGUUUGAUGACAAAGGAAAUCGGUGUGCCAGCCAUCUGCCAAGAACCUUUCUUUUAAUGCACCAGUGGUAUCUGCCUUCCACAGAGCUGGCUGGCAAACUUCUGUCCACAUAUAGAGAUGCCAGUGGGGACAACUGCAAUGAAUUCAGGCUGAAAAUCUGCUAUUUCAUGAGAUACUGGAUUUUGGAAUUUCCUGCGGAGUUCAACUUGGAUCUUGGGCUGAUUCGCUUGACUGAAGAGUUUCGAGAAGUAGCCAGCCAGCUCGGAUACGAGGAUCACAUCCACCUCAUUGAUAUCUCCAGCAUUCCUUCUUAUGACUGGAUGAGAAGAGUUACACAGAGGAAGAGGAUUUCCAAGAAAGGAAAGGCCUGUCUGCUCUUCGACCAUCUGGAGCCCAUUGAGCUUGCUGAACAUCUCACUUUUCUGGAGCAUAAAUCUUUCAGGAGAAUUUCAUUCACAGACUACCAAAGCUAUGUGAUUCAUGGCUGCCUGGAGAACAAUCCUACUUUGGAGAGAUCCAUUGCUUUAUUUAAUGGUAUCUCCAAAUGGGUCCAGCUCAUGGUUCUCAGCAAACCAACGCCCCAGCAAAGGGCAGAAGUAAUCACGAAGUUUAUCAAUGUUGCACAGAAGCUGCUUCACCUCCAGAACUUCAACACAUUGAUGGCAGUUGUGGGAGGUCUAAGCCACAGCUCUAUUUCUCGCCUGAAAGAAACACAUUCUCAUCUCUCUUCAGAAGUCACAAAGGACUGGAAUGAAAUGACAGAGCUGGUCUCUUCCAACGGAAACUACUGCAGCUACCGCAAGGCUUUUGCUGACUGUAUUGGCUUCAAAAUUCCUAUUUUAGGAGUUCAUUUGAAAGACUUGAUUGCUGUCCAUGUCAUUUUCCCAGAUUGGAUAGAUGAGAACAAAGUUAACAUAGUAAAAAUGCAACAGCUUUCCAUCACCUUGAGCGAACUGGUUUCCCUGCAAACCGCCUCUCAUCAUUUAGAGCCUAAUAUGGAUUUAAUUAACCUGCUAACCCUGUCCUUGGACCUCUAUCACACUGAGGAUGACAUCUACAAGCUCUCACUGGUGCUGGAACCAAGGAACUCAAAAUCUCAGCCUACCUCCCCAACGACCCCAAACAAGCCAGUAGUGCCACUGGAGUGGGCAUCUGGAGUGGUACCAAAACCUGACCCUACUGUCAUUAACAAGCACAUUAGAAAACUUGUGGAUUCUGUCUUUAGAAACUAUGAUCAUGACCAUGACGGCUAUAUUUCUCAGGAAGACUUUGAAAGUAUAGCUGCUAACUUCCCAUUUUUGGACUCCUUCUGUGUGCUGGACAAAGAUCAAGAUGGUCUUAUAAGCAAAGAAGAAAUGAUGGCUUACUUUCUGAGAGCUAAAUCACAGUUCCAGUGCAAAAUGGGACCAGGGUUUAUUCAUAACUUUCAGGAGAUGACAUAUCUUAAGCCAACUUUCUGUGAGCACUGUGCAGGAUUUCUCUGGGGCAUAAUCAAACAAGGCUACAAAUGCAAAGACUGUGGUGCCAACUGUCAUAAGCAAUGCAGAGACCUGCUUGUGCUGGCCUGCAGGAAAUUUUCCAGAGGAACCUCAGUAGGCAGCAACCAUGGCUCUCUGCCUAGCAGUCCAUCUCUGCCGCCAGUCCAAGAUGAAAUAUUUGACUUUCCCAGUGUUGGCACAGAACACCAGGAGCUUGACGGCAGAGCUAUCACCCUUGUCACUGGCUCUUCACGGAAAAUUUCCGUGCGGCUGCAGAGGGCGACCACCAGCCAAGCAACACAGACAGAGCCACUCUGGCAUGAGGCAGGCUGGAAUGAUUCAGGUUCCCAUACUUUCCCCAAAAUGAAGUCUAAAUUCCAUGGCAAAGCUGGGAAGAACAAAGGCUUUGCAAAAUGGGAGAACGAGAAGCCCGGUGUACAGGCUGAUGCAGAGCUAGAAGCCCAGACCCCACAACACUUAGAGGAUCACAAUGGAACAGAAACCCUCCUAGAAAGACAAGAAUCUGAGGACAGCUGAGUGCUUACCCUGAAGCACAGAAAAAUGAAGAUGGCAAGUAUAAUACAGCAAGCAUUGACAGGCUCUCAUGAACCACAUUCAGCCAUGAGAGGUUUUCCUGUUCCUCAUACUUUUACAUUCAACCACCAGCCCAUUUUCUUAGCUGAAAGGUGCUAUAAGGCACUAUUAAUUUUUCUCAUGAGUAAGCCAUUUGGAUGAACACUGCACAGACACAGCAGGAAGGGUCUCUGUGCUCAGUGUUUUCUCUUGCAUGACUUUUGUGGAAACUUCCCUCUAGCUGCCAGCGAGGAUAAACUUGGCCUCUUUUGACUGUACUGCAUCAUGAUGAUAUGUCUGCCAGCAACAACAACUGUGAGGACAGAAGCCAAGUUCGUUUGAUAACACUUUUCCAGAGGCUUGUAGUGAUCUUUUACAGAAAGAAGUAGGUGUGUAUGUUGAUUAAAUCUCAAGCAAAAAUCUUUCAGGUUCAUCUGUGCUGAAGCUCUACACACCUGAGGUUUUGAAUUCUGGCCAAGUUUACAUUGCUACAAUGAGUUUAUUGGUGUUCAGAACUGUGAUACCAGUUCCCAGACUGGAGAUCCUUCAAAAAAGCAUCAUGUGGCUAAGACUGAAGGAAUUCAAGACACUAUACAUUUGUGUGGUUAGACUGCAAUGGAGAGGAGUCAUCUCUGCCAGCACUGAUUAUGGAAAAAUAAGAAUGUAAUAAACACCUUAGUUUUAA